GCACAGAUACAAUUUGGGCUUCCUCUCGCACUCCUUGACCUCGGUGCGACUUUGGACUAUUGAAAAGGAGCGAGAGAAAUGGCAGUGGGUGAAGACCUGUCUUCCUGUGAAUGCAUAGUCUGACAUGAAGUUCUGGAUCCUCCUCCUCACUGUAUCCGCCCAUGGGAUUGUGGUGUUUCUGCAUGUGUUUGGAAGCCUCAAGGACAAGCCUGAAGAGAUCGAGCAGUGCUGGGUACAGCCACCGACAAGGUUCUGUGGGAGGAGGUGCACGAAGGUGCAGAAAUGUGUGAGUCCGAACUACACGUGCUGCUGGACGUACUGCGGAAACAUCUGCUUGAACAACGAAGAACCCUUCAGAAGCCUGAUGAAAAUCUAGUUUCAAU
Molecule: messenger RNA, 383 nt
Organism: Rattus rattus (black rat)
Lineage: Eukaryota; Metazoa; Chordata; Mammalia; Rodentia; Muridae
Product: protein WFDC9
Exons: 4
Coding region: 125-376 (83 amino acids)
Source: RefSeq, a predicted model, not a curated record